This is a messenger RNA of Ectocarpus sp. CCAP 1310/34, 3277 nucleotides long. Lineage: Eukaryota; Phaeophyceae; Ectocarpales; Ectocarpaceae. The record is from the annotation of a GenBank genome assembly.
ACCGUCGCCAUCAUGGGGUUCUCGCUCUUUUGUGCGCUGUCGGUGCCAGGCGUAGGCGUCGUCUGGAGCAUUUGCGGAUCAUCGGUGGGGUUCAUGAUCUGCUACCUCCUGCCGGGGGUGUUCUACCUCAAGAUCAGGUGGCACAAGCAGUUCAACAAGCGCAAGGCUGGGGCAUUGGUAGUGGUAGUGUUGAGCUCCGCGGCCAUCGUGAUCUGCACCAGGCACGCCGUGCUGCAGGCCAUGCAGUGACAAGAGGAAGCACGACGGAGCGAACGCCUAUUUUCUUGAAGAGUUGCUGAGGGUGGAAUUUGGUCGUGGCGUUGUUUGACGGAGACAGGUCCGGUCAGAAGAGGACACGACCGCAUACUUUUUUUCUGUUUGUUCCAGGCGCGGAGUUUAUAGCCGUGUCGGUUUUUGAUGGAGACAAGUGGGGUUAGAAAAGGACACGACGGCAACGGUCGUUCCUUUUUUGUUUUUUUUGAGAUGCGGAGUUUGAUGAUGCUGUUGUUGGACCCGAGACAUCGACUAUUCGGUCAGAGAAGAUAACGCGACCGCUGCGGAUGUUUCUUUUUUUGUUUGUUGCAAACGCGGAGUUCAGUAGUGUCGUUGUUUGACGGAGACAGGUUCGGUCAGAAGAGAACACGAUGGCAACGGUUUCUCAUUUUUUUUUUUUUUAAAUGCGGAGUUUGAUCAUGUCGUUUUUUACCCGAGACAGGCUCGGUCAGAGGAGAACAGGACUGCUGUGGAUGUUGCACUCUUUUUGCUUGUUGCAGACGCGAAGUUAGUGGUGUCGUUGUUUGACGGAGGCAGGUUCGGUCAGAAGAGGACACAACGGCGACGGGUAUUUCCUUGCGUUGUUUUGUGAGAUGCGGAUGUUGGUGGUGUUUGACGGAGACAGAUGCAGUCACUGUCAGUGUAAAGCGAACGAACGACCGACGGAAAUAAUUCUUCUUGGUCUGUUGGAGGCUUUGAAGUCAUUGAUGCCGUUGAGAAGAGGACAUGGCUGCGACGGUUUUAUGUCUUUUUUUUUGUUUUGGAGAUGCGGACAUGAGUGGUGCCGUUAUCCGACGGAGACAUGUGGAGUGAGGCGAGGACACGACAGGAACUGAUAUGUUUUUUGUUUUUUGCAGACGCAAACUUCAUUUGUGCCUUUGUUUGACGGAAAAAGGCCUGGUUCAGACGGAGUAAAAUAGUGAGAAAUGUUAUGUUGUGAUGGUGCACACGGUUCUAUGUGUUGUUGCAGGGAACGGCCUGCGACACAGCGUUGGCGAAACAGAGGGUAAAUGCACGGGCUAGUUGUUCAGCAACGUGCUGCAACGUGGUUUAGAUGGACACCUAGUUUUCCUUUGUACCGCCUCCCUCCGCCUGCGAUUUGGAUGGUUGGAAUUCAUGCGUGUUGGCAUCCUCGACGUCACCGAUAUGUAGUGGUAGAUUUUCCAUUGUACCUUUCUGAAAUAGUCAACGUACGAAUGCGUUGUUAGAUAUAUCACGGAAGGCAUCGGAUCAUGGAGCACACGUCGGACACCACCAUAGGUAGGGGAAGUACCGGUAGCGAGCAGGUGAAUUUCCCGUAAUCGUGCCCAAGGCUGGAUUAUUAGCCGCCCCAUGUCGCUGUCGGUAGAGAUUCACUUAGCUCGUGUCUGUUGUUGCUCCCGACAUGUCAGGAUGGUGGUCCUCCCCUCCACGUUGCCUCAACGUAGUCACGCUCUCUCAUUUCCCAACGGCGUUUUCAUGUGGCCGUCUGAGAGUGGUCUCUCUGUGAACCUGCGGUCAAGGGACAGCAGUUUGCAACCGUGCAUGAUCCCCAAAAGAUCGAAUGUCUCUGUCGGGGCUUGUUGUCUGGUUUUUACGGAUGGUGAGUUGUUUUCGAGUUGGCGAUGAUCAGUGUUUAAGGUUUUGAGGCUGAAGACGUUCCUCGGUGUGAGCAGUGCCUCUUGUCUCGGCGAUUUCAUGAAAGGGAGGACGAGUUUUUUUCCCGGAAGGGGUGCAGGACUCGGCCCCUCCCGCCUGGCAUGUACCGCAGAAUGACGGAUGUUACUCUAUGUUUGAUGACGAGAAACCUAUUCGUCGUUACAGGUGUCUGGGGGCAUAAUACAGAGAGCAAUAGUUUUUUGUAGUCGGCGUUUUUGGAGGGGGGUAGUAUCCGAUAAAGGCUUGCGACAUUCCUUGGCCAUGCGCAACAGCUUACCGCCUUCGGAAAGUGUGAACGUUUGCGUUGGAGGGAGCGGAGAACGUAAUACAUCAUGUUUUUUCAUGAUUUUUCUUCAUAAUAUCCAUCUCAAUCCAUAUGGUUAUGGUCGAGGAUAUGUAUUUUCGAUUUUUAGUGAAUUCACAUCGUCAGUGGCGAACCUCCAAUGAAUUCAUAGCAUUUGUGGCGAACCACUCGUGUUUCUACGAUCCAUUGAGCAGCAUUCAGUGACAUGUCUGACGCGGGUAACAGGCCCCACAAAGAAAUGCGUGAGGGCUUCGAGACUAAGGCGGCCUAUAUAUAUGAGACGAACGUUGGUUGCUGCUGUCAGCUACGCUUGGCCGACGACUUGGCCAAUCGGUAAUUGAUUGUGCUGUUGUGCAUGGAGAUCAAGUGGGUCAAGCCUUCAACACGGAAGAUCACGUUGGCUGCUGCUGGCGGGAAUGCUUGGCCGAAGACCUGACCGAUCAGAGGUCGAAUUUGCUUGUUCUGCCUGGUAUUAGGAGCAAACACACGUCCCGACCCAAUGUAUCGGCGCGCGGAAAGAACUACAAGCACAGGUGCACCAUCCUAUUCGCCGACCAAGAUCAACGCCUUGAAAUUGUGCCCCCGAAUGCUCUCCACAAAUUAGUGCCUUUCGUACCGAGAGUGCAGAUGUAAACGCCAGGUGAUCAGUCCGUGUCCAGCAAGCAAGCGGGUUCACUCAUUGCGGAUCUUCGUCCAAAGACCCAAUCCAGGAUGUACAGCAGUGCCCAGACACACCGCGUCCGCUCCACGAAGAACCCGGCGCUGCGCUGAUUCAGUGGCUCACAACCAAAAAUUACAAUCGGGGUUCGAAUCCCUCGUGGACCACUUGUGACGCCUUCUUUCCGAAAAAGUCUGGGAUACGCCUGAGAGACGGUAUACAAGUCGUUCAAGUGAAGACACAUAUUCCCGCCUGUAAGUCGAUGAACCGCAUGGGGGAGCGCUGAUUACAGGGAUUACAACGCUGGGGUUUACCGAGGUCCAACAGCUAUAACAGGCUGAAGGACCCCGGUUGUACUAUUGUUAUGAUGUACAGCAUAUCCACUAUGCUACAAGUCAGCCGCU